AGAAAAUGAAAUUCGGGCUAAAAUCCGGCGAAAAAACGAAAAAAAGAUCCACGUUAUUGCUUGACCGACCUCCUUCCACCGAUCAACGACUCUUUCGACCUUCCGCCAGUAAUUUUCGUAUCCAAGGCUGUACAGAUCACGUCGUUGUUUGAGAUUUUAGUGUAUUUAUACAGUUUAAGCUGCCAGAUUUUGGUUUUCUUGCUGAGCUUAUAUAUAUACACGUGUAAACACACACAACAGACUUACUUUAUUGCUCCGGACUUAGAGCCGCUAGAGUACUGCAUUCAGAGCACAUUUAUUAGGACAUUGAGUUGGGUUUCAUGCAUUGUUGUUGAAGAGCAGUGCCAUGCACAGCUGUGUUCACUGGGUGGGUUACACAAAGAGUGUCAGAAAAUUGAUGCAAUGUCAGCAUCUAGUAAAUUUGAUCUAUCUUCCAGUAGUCCAGAUAGGCCACUGUAUGCCUCUGGGCAGCGUGGAUCCUAUGCACCUGCUUCACUGGAUAGGUCGGGUAGCUUCCGUGAGAACAUGGAGAAUCCAAUCUUAUCUUCUCUUCCAAACAUGACGAGAAGUACUUCAACAGUAACACGUACAGAUGCCGUUAACUUUUUCCAGUGCUUACGUUUUGAUCCAAAAGCUAUGGUUACUGACCACAAACUUAAUCGGAAUAUUGAUUUCAAGCGGCUCACCAGUUUAGCUUUAGGUGUGCCAGUGGAGGAUUCUCCAUUGGUGUCUUCUAAAGGCAAACUGUUUCCUUCUCCCUCUGCGGAGGAGUCCAGACGGCUGAAGGCUGGUCUUCGUGAAAGCUGCACUAAAGCUAGGGAACGUGUGAAGAUAUUCACCGAAUCUUUAUCUGUGCUCAACAAAUGCUUUCCAAGCAUCCCAUCAAGGAAGAGAUCUCGGUCUGAUUCCCUAGCAAAUGACCGACACGUUACAUUAUUCCCAAGUGAUCGGUCAGUUUCAGGGACAAGCAUUGGUAAAAUGGGAACGCAGAGUCAUUGUACUGCCAGUAGUUAUGAGUUGGAGCAACAAAAGUCUGAAGAAAGAGUUAAAACUGCUGUUCCAAGCAAACGCACUCGAACUUCUAUGGCGGAUGUUAGGCCUGAUGUAAGGGCAAACACUCCCACAAGGUCGGCUGGGAACAUGGAUAGAGAUAGGGAGAUACUGAGGCUUCCAAAUGGUAGCACAAUUCAGGGAGAAGAUCGUACGUCAUCCAUUGCUGUAGAGGGUUGGGAGAAGUCGAGGAUGAAAAAGAAGCGUUCUGGAAUAAAACCAGAUGCUACUGGCUCCAUAAUCACAAAACCUAUUGAUGGCCACAGGGAACCGAAGCAAGGAGUGCAGCCGCGGCUUCCUAGUGAUAGCCGAUCAAGAUUUACUGAUACCCAUGGCUUCAGACAUGGGCUUGCUCCUGGUGCUGUCGGAAAAGCUGAUGGUGCAACACAGCAUGUUACCUUAGGUGUACGUUCUUCCCUGUCUAAGAUUGACCAAGAUAACCAUCUUCAUCUCCUAGAUAGGAGAGAUCGUCCUCUUGGCUCAGAGAAAGAAAGGGUGAAUCUCAAAGCAGUCAGCAAUACAAUGAAAGCAGCUGCUCGUGAAGAAUUCACAUCCCCUAGCCCUGCAUCGAGCACGAAAUUGAAUCCUGCUACUAGGGCUCCACGAUCAGGUUCAGGCGUUGCACCGAAGUUGUCUCCUCCAGUUCACCGCGCAGCUGCUGCAAAUGAUUGGGAAAUCUCUCAAUGUACAAACAAACUUCCAUCUGCUGUUGGGGCAGGUAAUCGCAAGCGCAACCCUUCUACAAGGUCCUCAUCACCACCUGUUGCUCAAUGGGCCAGCCAAAGGCCCCAGAAGAUAUCUCGACCCGCAAGAAGGAACAAUUUUCCCAUUGUUCCGAAUAAUGACGAAAUAUCUACCCUGGAUACCACAAGCGAUGUUCUACGUAAUGAGAGACGUUUGUCUAGCUCUUCCCCUCAACAAAAGUUAAAAAGUGAUGUCUUCUCUCCAGCUGUAUCUGAAACUGAGGAAUUAGGAGCUGCUGAAGUCAAGUCUAAAGACAAGAGCAAGAGGUCUGACGAAGUGGAUGAAAAAUCUGGGAAUGUGCAAAAGAUGUCAACACUGCUCCUACCGCCAAGGAAAAAUAAGGUGGUUAGUGGACAAGACUUUGGAGAUGGUAUUCGCAGACAAGGGCGGAGUGGCAGGGGGUUUACCUCCACUAGGUCCCUAAUGCCAUUGAUGGCUGAAAAGCUUGGCAAUGUUGGGACUGCAAAACAACUUAGAACCUCUAGACAUGCUCUGGAUAAGCCAGAAAGCAAAGGAGGCAGACCACCUACAAGAAAGCUCUCUGAUCGUAAGGCUUAUAAACGACAGAAGCAUGCAACGAUGGAUGCUGCAGCGGAUUUUCUAGUUGGUUCAGAUGAUGGCCAUGAAGAGCUACUGGCUGCUGCAAGUGCUGUUACUAACACUGCUCAAGCCCUUUCGAGCUCAUUCUGGAAGCAGAUGGAGCCAAUUUUUCGUUUUAUAUCUGAAAUGGACACAGCCUUUCUGAGGCAACAGAUAAAUCAUGAGACUAAUCUGGCAGCAGCAGCCUCUGUGACUUUUGCUACUGAUGCUUCCAGUUUAAGUAGUGGUUUUGGGUUGAAUGAAGUCCGGGGACAGACAAAUGAAACACAGAGUUCCGAUCUUACCUCAGAACAUGUAGUCUCUGGAAAAAGUAAACCCAAGGGUAUUUCCUUGUACCAGAGGCUGUUGGCUGCUAUAGUACCUGAAGAGCUUUAUUGCAAUGGAAAGGAAGACCUUAACUCCAAUGUUUAUCGAUCUGGAUUUGAAAUUGAGAUGGAUUCAGAAUCUCAUACUUCCUGUGGGCAGAUGUUAUAUAGCAGUGAAACAUCCCGAUACUGGGCUUCUAAUGGAUACAGCAUAAAUGCCAAUGGGUGUUCCGUUGAUAAUUUGGACUACAUUAAGGCCGAUAAUGUUACAUCCGCGUUCGAAAGGGGGAAUUUUUCAAGCUAUGAUCAGUCACAAAAUGGUCUACUUUCAGAACAAGUAACAAUGCCUGGCUUUGUUUGUUCCGAGUAUCAGUAUAAUGAGAUGUCCAUUGAUGAGCGGCUUCUCAUGGAGAUUCGCUGUAUCGGAAUAUAUCCGGACCUGGAGUCUGAUUUUGCUGAGACUGGAAAUGAAGAGAUCAGUGCAGAAAUUAGUAAAUUACAUGAGAAACACCAUGAAAUGGUUUCUAAGAAGAAGAGGAUGCUUGGGAAACUGCUGAAUUCAGCUACACAGAUGAGAGAGUUACAGGAGAAGGAGUUUGAACAGCGUGCUCUUGAUGAACUGGUUGCAAUGGCAUACGAAAAAUAUAUGAGUUGUUGGGGCCCAAAUGCUCAUGGGAUGAAGAGUGCUAGCGGGAAAAUGGCCAAGCAAGCUGCCUUAGCUUUUGUCAAGCGAACUUUGGAUCGAUGCCAAGAAUUUGAGCAGACAAGAAAGAGCUGCUUCAGUGAGCCUUUGUAUAAUGAUUUGUUUCUUUCUGGGAUAUCCCGCCUUAGUGAUGGACAAACAGAUUCGAACACUGAUGGCGAAGCUGGAAAAUCUUAUAUCAGCACAUCUGGCUGUUCAGGAGAAGCUAGAGUUUCAGCUUUGGGCACACAGCAGAGCCCAUCGCUAAACCAGGAUAUAUCUUUUGAAGCCAAUUUACCUUCUGAAGCCAGUAGGGUCAAGCGGAGGGAGUUGGAAGAUGUUCUUGGUACUACCAUUGGUGCUUCUUCAGGCAUAGGUGGUUCACUUUUAAGCAGUGCAAAAGGGAAGAGAAGUGAGAGAGACCGAGAAGGAAAAGGAAAUGGCCGAGAGGCAUUAUCCCGCAAUGGAACAACCAAAAUUGGUCGACCUGCCUCUUCCAAUGUUAAAGGAGAAAGAAAGCCUAAGACAAAACCUAAGCAGAAAACUACUCAGUUAUCCACCUCUGUCAAUGGCCUUUUUGGCAAGAUAUCGGAGCAACCUAAAUUGCUAGGAUCUUCAAUAGCAAGGUCAAGUGGUAUAAGUGCCACUGGAAAUGAUAAGACUGGCUGUAACUUGGAUGAACUAGAGGAUCCCAUUGACUUAUCCGGCCUGCAACUCCCAGAAAUGGAUGUUUUAGGUGUCCCUGACGAUCUUGGUGGUCAGGGACAGGACAUAGGCUCAUGGUUGAACAUCGAUGAUGAUGGAUUACAAGAUGAUGACUUCAUGGGCCUUGAGAUUCCCAUGGAUGAUCUGUCAGACUUGAAUAUGAUGGUUUGAAGCUUCUUUUGCUGUAUAUUCCUGUUCAUUACCAUUCACUGGAGAAACCUUGUUGUCCAGAUACGACCACCAGUUACAUGUGGGUUGUGUGACUGUGCAGUCCUUAAGUAGGGCUGCAUAUUCUUUGGGAUACCUGUGUACCGCUACAUUUUUGAGUGAACCCUUAGAGGAAGGAAGGGUUUUGUACCUAUAAGUUGAUGACUUUGACUGUAAAAAUCUUUUUGUACAAUGGUCAAGCCAGUACCGUAGUCAUAGUAUGUAGAAACACUGUAUUUGGUUUAGCAAUACAGGUCAGGGAACAGCGUCUUUUGUACAUAGAUUUUGAUUUUUAAAUAAGAUCACUUUUUACAAGUCA
Nicotiana tabacum (common tobacco) is the source of this 4612-nucleotide messenger RNA. RefSeq lists its product as uncharacterized. The record is from RefSeq and is a predicted model, not a curated record. Lineage: Eukaryota; Viridiplantae; Streptophyta; Magnoliopsida; Solanales; Solanaceae.